Molecule: messenger RNA, 1730 nt
Organism: Dreissena polymorpha
Lineage: Eukaryota; Metazoa; Mollusca; Bivalvia; Myida; Dreissenidae
Exons: 4
Coding region: 612-1517 (301 amino acids)
Source: RefSeq, a predicted model, not a curated record
UCCACCAAACAUUGCCUCUAUUGCAAAUUUUUCAGACUUCUUAUCUGUGUUUGGAGACAGGGCAUCAGCACUUUUUUGUGACUUCCUUAAUGAUAACAUGAAGCUUGUGUUAAUGGGUGAUUUCAAUUUCAAUUAUCCAGACCGUGGAAGGAUUGCGAAACUUUUUAGUGAAGUUCUUGGUUUGAAGCAGCUGAUUGAUUCUCCAACAACCGAAUAUGGCAGCUGUCUUGAUCACAUUUACACCAGUUUGCAAGAAAGUUGCUUGAAGGACUUUGGCGUGUUGGAGACCUACUACUCUGAUCAUAAGCCGUUAUAUCUUGCAUUUACACAGAGUGAAGUAUAGAACCAUGCAGCAGCGCUAGCCAAAUCUUAACACAUUUUGUAUAUUGUUGUAUAUAUUGGUUUUUGUUUUCUAUACCAACUGGAAUUGUACAAAUAACUACAUGUAUUUUGUUUUUUAUUUUAUAUCAUGCAUUUGCCCUGAUAGAUAACGUGUGUAUAUUUUAAAAGUCUUGUUGCUAAAUAUUUCUUGUUUGAAUAUUUGUUUUUGUGAGUAACAGUGCCAAUGCACUCUGAUUUAUGGAUCUUUAUACUAUUAUUAUUAUUUGCAGAUGUCUAUUGGACUAGCUUUUGGAAAUCGGGCGUCUGGCCCAUACAAGACACCUAUGAGGGUGUGCAUUGUGGCGGUGGAUGAAGAGCCGUCCACAUUCAGAGGGAAGGAUGGCACAGAGCGAAAGGUGUUGGCGUGUGCCGUCAGCGACGGCUGUAAAGUGGUUCGAGUGGUCUGCUAUGCGUCCAACCUGUUUGGACGACUCAAGGUUGGAUCAUCCAUAGCGAUGAGAGAAGUCAUCCGGAAGACCGAUGCACGACAACCGUAUAUCGUUAUGACAGAAAAGUCGAAGGUAUUUGCAACGGCUGCUGUAAGCCACCCAGCCAGCCACACGGACGAGGGGACCACCCUUCUCAACCCUCUGCCGGCAGCAGAUGUGCCAAUAGCAACGGCACUAUCAUCUCCAUCAAAACAGAAAAACAGCGUGGUGGGGAAGAUUGUUCAGGAGGAAGCACCCCGGACCAUUCGGGUCAAUGAUGAAGAGGUCACCAUCAAGGUGGUGAAGGUGGAAGACUCCACCUCCAACUGCAAUGUCACACUGUGGAGGGCCGCUGCCGCUGCAGAUGUGAGGCCAGGUGACUACAUCCGUGUCACAGACGUCAUAGUCAACCAUUACAAUGGUUCAACAAGCCUGUCCACUACUGCUAGAACGAAAAUUGAGAAAACUGAAGUGCCAGUGUCUGAACGCGAUGUGGUUGUUGUUGGCGCUUGUGUCGACGGUGCUACAGUCGAUCUCCUAUUGGAUGAUGACACUGAAGUGAAAGUGCCUGUGGUCAUGAUGCAGGGGUUAGUUGGGGACGAAGACAUUGAGGAGGCAUCUGCAGCAGGCUUGCAAGUGCACAUAACUUCGCAAGGGCCGGAUAUCGUGAGCCUGGAGCUGAUCGAGGAGGCCUUAAUGCUUGGGUGAAAGUUUUCAGACAUGCCUGAAGUUCAGGUUUUUUGAAAGGCAAUUUUUUUACUUUUCUUAAGUAAUUACUAUUGAAAGUACCGCCAUUUCAUACUUUUCUGGUUUUUCAAUAUUUUGUACUUUCACCCAUGUUAAUGUGAAAGCCUAACUUGUGCACUACUCGACUGACUCUGAAUGGCUAGUCAUUCUUUGUGCAAUUUCAUUGCUGAUCUC